AUGAGCUGCCGUCCAAGCCGGCAGAUAUCUGCAUUUUCAGCAGAGGGGCUUGGGCAGCAAACCUACGAGGAAGAUGGUGUUCGAAGAUCAUCAGUACAAUCAGUCGUGCAGGCGUCGAGUCUGAAACCGGGAGCACAGUUGACCAUGGAGCGUUUCCUACAGGACUUACCAAGCGCCGAUCAGCCACCGGUGGAAUUCAGUCAGCAAUAUCACACCGGCCGAGUCUCGAAUAGCAAAGGGAGAGAUGGGAAGCCUAGGCUACUUCUCAUGGGGCAGAGGAGGAGCGGCAAGUCCUCGAUAGCUAGUGUAGUCUUCCACAAGCUGCCGCCAAGCGAGACGCUAUUCCUCGAGACCACAUACAGGAUUAAGAAGGAAUCGAUGCACUCUUUCAUGGAUUUCCAAGUCUGGGAUCUACCGGGCCAUCUGGACUACUUUGACCCAGCAUUCGAUACGGACAACAUCUUCGACGAAAUCGGUGCGCUCAUCUGGGUCAUUGAUGCGCAAGACGAAUAUCUCGACGCGAUUGCCAGACUCAACUUGACAAUACUCAACUUACAGCACUCGUAUCCCAACAUUAACAUCGAAGUCUUCGUACACAAAGUGGAUGGCCUCUCGGACGAUUUCCGCGGCGACACAUUCCGCGACAUUAUUCAAAGAGUGCAGGACGAGCUCAGCGACAACGGCUAUGAGCAAGCACCCAUUUCCUUCUACCAGACCAGCAUCUACGAUCACUCCAUCUUCGAGGCCUUCAGCAAAGUCAUACAGAAGCUAAUACCGCAACUACCCACGCUCGAAGCGCUACUUAACAACCUGUGCGCUGCGUGCAACAUUGAAAAGGCAUACCUCUUCGACAUAAUGAGCAAGAUCUACGUAGCCACGGACACGACACCGACCGACAUAGGCAAUUACGAGAUCUGUUCGGACUACAUCGAUGUCGUUGUCGACGUGGCCGAGAUCUAUGGAUACGAACGGCAGAAUGACACACCAGAAGAAGAGCAGCUCGAGAAGGGCAAUGGAGAUGCAGAGAGCUUGAUCACGAUGGAGAGGAAAGGAGCCCGGUACUUGUACCUGCGGGAACUGAACAAGUAUCUUGCACUCGUUUGCAUCAUGGGCGACGAUAGUCCUGCCGAGAAGAAGGCCAUCAUCGACUACAACGUCGGUGUCUUCCAGGCCGGGCUCAAGAAGGUCUUCCCCAAGGGUGACCGGGAGGCUCAGGUGGAGAUUGUGGCUACCAACGACGCAGCCUCGUAG
Ascochyta rabiei is the source of this 1251-nucleotide messenger RNA. RefSeq names its product GTP-binding protein gtr2. The record is from RefSeq and is a predicted model, not a curated record. Bases 1 to 1251 code for a protein of 416 amino acids. Gene Ontology annotation, molecular function: GTPase activity; GTP binding. The transcript is spliced from 4 exons. Gene Ontology annotation, cellular component: nucleus; fungal-type vacuole membrane; Gtr1-Gtr2 GTPase complex. Gene Ontology annotation, biological process: cellular response to starvation; cellular response to amino acid stimulus; regulation of autophagy. Lineage: Eukaryota; Fungi; Ascomycota; Dothideomycetes; Pleosporales; Didymellaceae.